Messenger RNA from Ornithodoros turicata, 1809 nucleotides. RefSeq lists its product as uncharacterized. The coding region runs from base 1221 to 1637 and encodes 138 amino acids. NCBI's taxonomy places the organism in Eukaryota, Metazoa, Arthropoda, Arachnida, Ixodida, Argasidae. The transcript has 7 exons. The record is from RefSeq and is a predicted model, not a curated record.
AACAUAGGUUGUAAAGUUACAACAUAAUUUGUUGAGUUUCAUAAUUAACUAAUAAACAAUUAGUGAAAGUUCCACAUGUUAACUUGAACUUCAAUAGACACAGGGACUCGCAUACUUUGGUACCGGCACAGUCACAGGCACAGUCAGGAACGUCAGAACAGGAGGGGGGGCGCAAAGCUCCGGUUUUGCCCCCUCCCCCUUCCACCCACCAACUCCACACACUGACGCCUAUCACUGGAAUUGCGAACUCUGCGACUUUCAAAAAUCGUCGACGGCACGGCGAAGAAGGUUGAUAACUGACAUAAGAAGCAAGUCCUGGCUUGAUGACGAUAAGUUUACCUAUUAGUACGCUGUGGCGACUUUUUCGGGAGUUUUGAUUCAGUAUUUGGCACGUUGAGAUGUUUCGGACCGCACAUGUCGCUGGACGGGUAUGCUGUAGCCAGAGAACAGUGACGAAAUAGAAAUAUAUGAAGACUAGUAUGAGAAAUGGUGAAGUAGAGACUCCUUCAGCAGGACAGUACUGCAAGUUAAAGCAUGUAGGAAGACCAGCUUACCUGGAGGCAGGUAAAUGAUGCAUUCACACUGGUAUAAGCUUGUAACGGGCAACGUUAAUUUCAGUCUGAGGACGACGAAGCAGGUAACAGGACGACGGGUCCAGUGUGUUUUUUUCCCACCUGGCAUCUGCUUCGUCGUCCUCUGUCUAACAUCUCCUCUGCAUCAUGCAUGCAGGUUCAUGGUAACGAGUAUGGCGGGCUAGAAUGCUGUGCUUCUGUGCGCCUUGCUUUCCUUUUAGUCUCUCAACAGUCUACUCUGUAGCUUAGUGAAAAUAUUGUAAAGAAACACCAAGAGUGUGAACAGGAUGACUCCUGCUCUUCUUGUUGCAUUAUACAUGCCGCCUCAUUUUGCACAGGUGUUUCACCAGGAUCUGCAAGAUUUCAUUGAUCUUGAGCCGGACGAAGUGAUACCAAAAGCUGCAAAAAUCAAGAUUGCUCACAAAUCCCGGAUCACUACCGCCACCACGCAUAUUACUCGAAGGCCACGUCAGAAGAGCAGCACGCAAGAUUUUGAAGACGCAGCACCUCUGAUGGUCCCGGGCCGACAGCUUGUAGCUUCCCUCGAGACAGCGCACACGCCACUGCAGGACCCGGGUGAUUAUAAAAAAUUCGUCCUUCCCGGCUUUGGUAACCAAGAAAGUGUCUUGUCAAAGGGUACUCCCAUAAAUGGGAAAGCAAGACGCCACAUCGUUUCAGAGCUGCUUCAAGCGUGUGCCAAAAUUGCAUGGUUUCCGUCUCCAUGCGCACGACAGGGCGCUUGAUCUACUUUUGUUGAAGUACCCCCACUUGGUGGAUACUAUUGGAACUGGAGGGAACAUGGACAACCUUGGAAUUGAAGGUGAAAAUGGCACCACCAUACAGCAACACCAGGAAUGGUUACUAACAUCAGCGCCCGAGGAAACGGACCACUACAAGGAAAGUAUGGUGGUUACAGCAAAGGCAAGGCAAGAACAUAUCAAGUCCCUGACAGUCCAGGAGGCGCUAAACAUCUAUCCAUUCCUCAAGAGUCAGACAAUAGUAGUUGCCUUAUUGGAGUUCGAAAUACAGAGAGGAAACUGGUUAUGCCAAUCCCGAGUGGGUUGACGACUGUAACAGCCUUCAUUAAUGAACAGGAAAGUGAAGAGGAUAUCACUAUUGUACAGUAUACAGAUGACACAGUUGCUGCAAUUGCGCUGCGCUGUGGAGAUAGCAUGGAUGCCCUAUUCACUAAGGUGUGUGCUAUUUAUUUCAAACUUUAUUUAGCAAUGGAGACCCA